ACCAUCGCCCCCACGUAUCGCACGCAGGAUUCGGGAACAUCUGCAUGCCUGGUGGAUAAUAAACAUUAUUUUCUUUUUAAAUACAGCGAAAUUGUACCUACAUGUAGCCCUCUGUCAUAUUCUCUUAGUGCAUAUACCGAAGUGAAAUAGGUCACAAACUGGCCUUUUAUUGCCCCCAAAUGCCCAUGUUGCGUUAACAGUCGGCGCUAACCUUAGCUAGCUUGCUAGCGUCAAAAAAAGAUUUUCGGGUCCGUCAUUAGCCAGCUGCACAAAACAUGAAGCGCACGGGGAGGAGACGGAGCUCUGUUUGGGACUGCUUUGAGCAGGUGGGGAGCUUCGUCCGCUGCACGAAAUGUCACGCUACGCUGAAGUACUGCGGCGGAGCCACCAGCUCCAUGAUCAACCACAUGAGCCGGCACCAUCAGUCAACGACGCCGCUAGACGAAGACGAGAAACCGGUGAUUUGUACCGUCCAGUGCAUCGAGGAGGACACCGCGAAUUCGGACAUCAUGCAGGUUGCUAUCAUGUCUCCCAACAUGAGCAUUAGCAACGUUAGCACCCCCGCUGAGCGUGACUACGGAGAGAGGAAGCGCCUGAAGCGGAGCUCUGUUUGGGACAUUUUCGUCAAAGUGGACGACGAGGUUCACUGCACGAUGUGCGACACGAAGCUGAAGUACAGGAGCAGCACCACCAGCAUGAUGUACCACAUUAAAAACAAACACCCGGACACCAUGCCGAAUGACGGCGUGUCACUGGCGACGCAUGCAGAGGUCACUGAGCUUAUCUCCAGAAUGAUAGAGAAGGACAUGCUUCCCAUCAGCAUGGUCAGUGGGGAAGGUUUUCGCGAGCUCCUUGCAUACACUGUGCACAAUUAUAAAAUGCCAUCUGCUGGAGAUAUUACACGUCUAAUUGAGAGCCAUUUCCACGAGAAGACGGAGGAGCUUGUGGGGCAGCUCGGUAAAGUGGAGAAAGUGGCUCUCACUGCUGAUUUCUGGACAGCCCUCCCAUAUCAGAGGUACAUGACAGUUUUCUGUUCAUUCAUAACAGAGGACUGGCAGGGGAGGUCGGCUGUGCUACAGACACACAAGCUAUCAACAGACAGCCACCUAACCACAGCCACUAUCACAGAGAGGCUUCUUAACACUGUUCAGGCCUGGGGCAUUGCUGGGAAAGUGACGGCGUGUGUUCAUAACAACACACACAACAUUCCGCCAGCUCAUGCGCGCACCCACGUCACCUGGGACUACGCCACCUGCUUCGCCACCACGCUGCAGCUCGCUGUCACUGAUGGGCUGAGUGAGGAUCUGGUCCGCAUCAUUGCUGCCGCAGGGAAACUAGUCAAGCACUUCAAUCACAGCAUGCUGGCAAGCGAGGCCCUGGAGCAGAAGCAAGUUCAGAUGUGCCUGCCACAGCACAAGCUUAUCCAGUCGAGCAAAGCCAGAUGGGACACGAUCUGCGAUAUGUUUGAGCGGCUACUUGAGCAACGGUGGGCAAUUAAAGCCGUCCUUUCUGAUCGCACAAUCACCAACAGGCAGGAAGCCCAGACACUUGAAAUUGAAGAUGACUGCUGGCAAAUAAUUGAGAAUUUCACACCUGUGCUGGCGACGCUGAAAUGGGCAACAACAGUCAUAUCUGCUGAAACAGAAGUGUCCAUUUCAAACAUCUACCCAAUCACGUUCAGCCUCAUUCAGACCCAUCUUGUGCCCAAAGAGAAUGAUGUUGAACAGGUCUCUGAGUUCAAGCUGAAAGUUCAGAAGUCACUCAGAAUUCACAUGGAGGUUGACUCAAACGACCUCGCCUCCAAACCAGCUCUUAUUGCCUCGAUGCUGGACCCGCGUCACAAGCAUCUCAGCUUCCUGACACCAACGGGGAGACUAGCUGCAAAAGUUAAACUGCACGAACUGGUUUCAAAAUUAGAUGCGAUAACUGCUACUGUGGGCCCAAAGGAUGAACAGCAGGAGACCCUGAUCACACCUGAUAUUAGCCAAGUGGCUCUGCCCUCACAAAUGAGAAGUGACACCAAAAACACCAUGAUGUUGCUCCUGGGAGACAACUACAGUUCCUCGUAUGCCACGGACUCUGAAGCUCAGGUAGACUACUACUUGAGAGACAUCGCUCCCUCGUUGGACAUAAACCCUUUAGAUUGGUGGAAGGUAAACGGACCAAGAUUCCCCAAACUGGCCACUCUGGCGAGACACUUUUUAUGUGUGCCUGGGGUGUCACUGCCGUCUUUGUUGUCAGAAGCUGGACAAACAUUUGCCACAAUGCGAACGCGACUGAGCUCAGAGCAUGUUGACAUGAUGAUCUUUGUAAACAGAAAUACAUAACACGUAUUAGAUGAUGCGAAAUGUGCACUAGAGAACAGGUUACUCUAGGUCAGUGUAGGUCAGGCUAGGUAUACACCGAGAUGCCACUGAAGUCUGAUAUGUUGUAUAUGCUGCUACUAAUAAAUGCUACAGUCUUUUUCUGUGAACAAAA
This is a messenger RNA of Scatophagus argus, 2478 nucleotides long. RefSeq names its product E3 SUMO-protein ligase ZBED1-like. Bases 276 to 2327 code for a protein of 683 amino acids. NCBI's taxonomy places the organism in Eukaryota, Metazoa, Chordata, Actinopteri, Scatophagidae. The transcript is spliced from 2 exons. The record is from RefSeq and is a predicted model, not a curated record. Gene Ontology annotation, molecular function: DNA binding; protein dimerization activity.